Messenger RNA from Cylindrotheca closterium, 1245 nucleotides. NCBI's taxonomy places the organism in Eukaryota, Bacillariophyta, Bacillariophyceae, Bacillariales, Bacillariaceae. The record is from the annotation of a GenBank genome assembly.
AUGACCAGACGCAAACGAGCAUCAGCAGCGGCUCCAAACCCACGGAGUCUCAAGUGGUUGCAUCAAUUUGAAACGGUUUCGUAUAGAAGGGGAGACAAGACUUUGGAGCACAAGGUUGAGGUCUUCGGGGACUUUUACAAUGGGACUGAACAUGUUCUCCAGUGCAUAGAUGCAUUUUUGGAUCAGCAUACUUCCGAAAACCUGGACAUUGCCUUCUUUCUACUGCAAGACGUGAUGAAACCGUUGGAAGAAACAUUGGAACAAGGUGUCAAGCAAAUCCACCUUUCGGAUGAUAUGAAUCUACUGCGACAACAAAAAUCGACUUUCAUUCUUAAAUAUGUCGUCCCAAAGAUAUAUUACCACCACAAUUUUGCUGACAUCAAGCAAAUCUUGUGCCGAUCGAUCACUGGCAUUCUAAUUUUGAUCCGAGAGCUCUUCUUUGUCCAUCGUCGGGAUCAGAACAAUACCUCCAAUUUGGUGAAGCAUUUCAAGGCCAAGGAGUUCUUGGCAAAUAUUACACUACAAAUCUGGUCAGAGGUAUAUUACAAACACGGUAUUCCAUUCGUGGAGGACCAAACCCUCCCGUACCUUCGACAACUGGCCAUGUUGGACGUAUUUGACAAGAAUUGGUCGGUAGCCGGGGGCUGGGAACAAUCGAUACUACUAUUGGAGGAGCACUUUGGCAGCCUACCCCGCAUUUCGAGUGACAAGUCACUUGAUGAAACAUCAGAAAUCAUUGAACGGUCCAGAAAUUCAUUGAGGUGCCAGCAACUGCGGGCCGAAUACCCACUUGCCGUUGACUACUAUCUCGAAGAACGCAGAGACCGCGAUCUCAUGUACCAGUACUCUCCAAAGUGCAGUGCCUACAUGUGCUCCGAGAUAGAAACAUCCAACCAGCCACAUCGACUGCGAUGUUAUCGAUGUUACUACUUUCAUUGGUGUAGUCCUGCCUGUCGCGACUACAGCGAAGAAGUUCAAGACGUGCACACAAGCUAUUGCAAAGAGUGCCCCGGCAGCAAGGUGAAAGAGUGUCGGGCUCAAAUGAGCGAGUACUUGAACAUCCUCGAUGCGACGGUCCAACGCACCGACAAGGUCAAAUGUCAUGGAUGCGGAUUGCAAAAGGAGUAUAGCCAGUUCAUGGAGCGGUGCAGCAAGUGCAAGGCGAAAUACUACUGCAGCAAAUCUUGUCAGCGUUGGGAUUGGUACCAGGGGAACCAUAGAUUAAACUGCAAAUGUCCACCUUAG